Molecule: messenger RNA, 1914 nt
Organism: Ochotona curzoniae (black-lipped pika)
Lineage: Eukaryota; Metazoa; Chordata; Mammalia; Lagomorpha; Ochotonidae
Gene: FBXO5
Product: F-box protein 5
Exons: 5
Coding region: 77-1405 (442 amino acids)
Biological process (GO): regulation of mitotic nuclear division; negative regulation of meiotic nuclear division
Cellular component (GO): nucleus
Molecular function (GO): protein binding
Source: RefSeq, a predicted model, not a curated record
CCUGCAGUCCCAGCUCCCUGUCUGUCCCCUCAGAUAGCAGCUCCUCCACCUGAGGCGGGACCCCUGGCCCGCUGGGAUGAGCCUGCGCCCCUGCAGCUGCGUCGCACGGCCAUCCUCCUGCUCCUGCCGCGCCAGCCACCUUCCCGUGACAGCCACCGGCCACCUCGGCCCCGCGCAGCGUUGUAAAGAAAGUUGCAUCUUACCUGUCCAAAUGAAGUGUGAUUUUAAUUGCCACCAUGUUCAUUCUGAACUAAAACUGGUAAAAACCGGCAACAACGCUGGACGACAAGGUCCCUGCCCUUCUGCAUUUCCGCAAGGGUCGUGCAAAGACUGUGCUAAACAGUAUGACAGGCUCUCCUACGGCGGCUCUCCAGUGGCGAGCCCCAGGACUGCAGCGUUUGAAACAAAAAGCAAACCCUUGCACAACAAGGAAAACCAGCAUGUACAACAGACACUUAAUAGCUCCAGUGACACAGAGGAACUGGAAAGCAGCCGGCUCUAUGAGGACAGUGGCUAUUCGUCCUUCACUCAGCACAGCGGACUCGGUGAACACGAAGAGGGAAGCCUUCCUCUGGAGGAAGAUUUCCGGAACCGGUCACAGUCCUGCCUGAUCCAGGUGCAAAGCCCGGACCAGUUCCCCGACAAAAACUUGUUGCCUGUUCUUCAUUUUGAAAAAGUGGUUUGCUCUACAUUAAAGAAGAAUGCCAAACGAAAUCCUACAAUAGAUCGAGAGAUGCUGAAGGAAAUUAUAUCCAGUGGAAAUUUUAGACUUCAGAAUUUAAUUGGCAGGAAAAUGGGCCUGGAGUGUGUUGACAUUCUCAGUGAACUCUUCCUAAGGGGACUCAGACAUCUCUUAGCAGAUAUUCUGACGCAGCUCAGUGGCAUGGACUUAAUCAAUGUAUCUAAAGUAAGCACAACUUGGAAGAAGAUUCUAGAAGAUGAUAAAGAGGCAUUCCAAUUGUACAGUGAAGCAACACGAAGAGUUACUGAAAACAGCAUCAAGUUUUCACCACACGCUUCUACCAGAGAGUAUGUCGUGUUCAGAACUGCAUUGGCUUCCGUUCAGAAAUCAGCAGUCCAGAAUCCUCCCAGGAACGAGGCCCAGACCAGUCAGAAGGGCUCUGCUUACAGCCGACACAGUGAAUUCUCUGAGGUUGCCAGGACCUUGAAAAAGAAUGAAAGCCUCAAAGCCUGUAUUCGCUGCAGUUCACCUGCAAAAUAUGAUUGCUAUUUGCAGCGGGCCACAUGCAAGCGGGAAGGCUGUGGGUUUGAUUACUGCACACGGUGCCUGUGUGAUUAUCAUAGCACCACCGACUGCUCAAGUGGCAGACUCCUGAGAGCCAGCUGCAGAAUGGGCGCUCUGCCUGGGACUAAAAAAAGCAAGAAGAGUUUACGAAGGUUGUGAUGUUUUACAAAAGCAACCAGACGACUAGAUUUUAACUAAAAAAGGAACAAUUGUGUUGUAAUUCUCAUUUUUAUGUUGAGGUCAGUGCAGUAUGCAGGGAUUUCUUCCCGGUGAAGAGAGAAGGUGUAACCUUUUAAAACAUUUUACGAUUUAAUGUGAAAGGCUUUAAAAUUCUCAGUUCAGAUCAGAAGAUUAAAUACUUUUAAGAAGCGCAAGAGUUAUCUGAUAUUUGUGAUUCAGAGAAUAAAAUUGAAUGGAUUGUAUUGUGGUACAUAAAGGGCAUGACAUUUUACCUGGACAGUUAAAUGUGAGUCUGAUUUACCAUCCACUAGCAUUUGAGACAAAUUUAUUUUGAUUUACCAAUUGAAGUAUCAGUUUAUAGCGUCAGUUUAAAUGUUGUAUCAUCUUUCUUAAACCUUUUUAUCCAUGUAAAUAUUUCAACACUCUUUGUAAAAUCUUUGCAUUUUCCCUUUUUCUAAACUGUUUUAAUAUUUUUGUGUAUGUGUAAA